CUUCUUCUUCUUCCUCAUCGUUUCUCUCUCUAGCUCUCUUUCUCUCACACACACAUACACACACAAAUUCUCUGUACGUGUCGGCGAACACAACGAUCGGCGGAAAUCUAUCCUUAAGGCAUUGAAUUUCAGUAAUCGAUCUUACACAAGGAAGGAACCAUGAAUACCGAGUAUGAUUACCUCUUUAAGCUCUUGCUUAUUGGAGAUUCUGGAGUUGGAAAAUCUUGUCUUCUUCUAAGAUUUGCUGAUGACUCAUAUUUGGAGAGCUACAUUAGUACUAUUGGAGUUGAUUUCAAAAUCCGAACAGUUGAGCAGGAUGGAAAAACCGUUAAACUUCAAAUUUGGGACACAGCUGGACAAGAGCGUUUCAGGACAAUUACAAGUAGCUACUAUCGCGGGGCACAUGGGAUAAUUGUGGUUUAUGAUGUGACGGAUCAAGAGAGUUUCAACAAUGUCAAGCAAUGGUUAAGUGAAAUUGAUCGCUAUGCUAGUGAGAAUGUAAACAAGCUACUUGUCGGUAACAAGUGUGACCUUACGUCACAAAAGGUUGUAUCCUAUGAGACGGCCAAGGCAUUUGCAGAUGAAAUUGGUAUUCCUUUCAUGGAAACUAGUGCGAAAAGCGCCACCAAUGUUGAACAAGCUUUCAUGGCCAUGACUGCCGAUAUUAAGACUAGGAUGGCAAGCCAACCUUCUAUGGGCAAUGCGAAGCCUCGGACAGUUGAAAUUCGAGGGCAACCGGUUAACCAAAACUCUGGAUGCUGUUCUUCCUGAUUAUGAUAUGAGAUGGAAUCGUGUUCUAUGUAAAAUUACUUUGGAUUCAUUUGUCCUCUAUUUUAUUUUAAAGUAUAGACUCCAUUCUUUCUUACAAAUUGUAUGACAAAGAAACCAAGGAAGUAUAUAACAGGGAUUGUUUAUUAUUCCUACUCUUUGUUUCUUUUUUCUUCUCUAUAUUUGGUCAAAUUUGGAAACAUUGUUUAAUUUA
This is a messenger RNA of Impatiens glandulifera, 982 nucleotides long. Its product is annotated as ras-related protein RABD2c-like. NCBI's taxonomy places the organism in Eukaryota, Viridiplantae, Streptophyta, Magnoliopsida, Ericales, Balsaminaceae. The record is from RefSeq and is a predicted model, not a curated record. The transcript has 8 exons. The coding region runs from base 160 to 771 and encodes 203 amino acids. Gene Ontology annotation, molecular function: GTP binding; GTPase activity.